Molecule: messenger RNA, 3204 nt
Organism: Ciona intestinalis (vase tunicate)
Lineage: Eukaryota; Metazoa; Chordata; Ascidiacea; Phlebobranchia; Cionidae
Source: RefSeq, a predicted model, not a curated record
CGCCAACAAAAUCUUUUAUAAAGUGUUGUUAAUUGGUGAAAGUUUGGUAAAAAAAAGUUCGAGAAACCUUGCUUUAAAUGGGUUAAACAUUUUUCUGCAUGUUUAUGGAUUGAAUGAGAAUGAAAUAUCUACUUUAUAUUCACAUGGUUGUUUUCCAACAAUUUACACUUUCCAACUUUUCUCUCUAGCUUUUCCCAGAAACACAGAUCGUUUAAUAAUUUGUACGAUCAGGAAGCACAAAACUAUUUCAGUUUGUUGUUAUGUUACCUAUUGCUUUAACUACUUCCUCUAUGAGCUGGAAUUUGGCACAAAUUUUGCUCAUUUUACAAAAUUCACUAUAGCUUUCUAACAUUACAAACCGCACUAAGGUUUAUUUGUAAUAGAAACCAGAAUUUAGGAUGUUUUAUGUCAAACUUGUCUUCAUUUUUUCCUUUCUUUGGUUCGUACACGGCCAAAAUGAGGUUCAUAAAUUUGUCUUUUCAGAGACAGAUGAGAGCAUUGAAAAUACAGAACUGCGAAAUGUAAUUCAAAGUGAAUUGCAAAAUGAAAUUCUUGACUUGUGUGAAAGGGAACGGAGAAAUAUUGUUGAAGUGCAGCAGAUGCUUCAGCUUUUAAAAAACAAAUAUUUGAAACAAUUUCAAGAUUUGUACCAAAACCUCACAUUGGUUGAAGCUGACAUAGAGAUUGAUUGUAAUAUCACAAGGAAUGAAUUAUGGGAAAACUGCAGGGAAGAUUUUAAUCAGUUGUGUUCUGGAGAAACAGAAUAUUUAAACAGAAAGUCAAAUGGAACUGUUUCAAUUUUAACGCAAUUGCUUCGAAAUUUAGCAAUAAAGACGAGUAUAUUUAGCAGAAAAAGCUACAAUGUGCCGGAUACCAGUGUGGGAUUCCCACCUGCUGGAUUUGGGAUGUUUCUAAGCCCGAGGUUCCAAAAGUUAUGGAAUAAACUGAAGAGACAAUCUUUAGGGUAUACACAGUUUUUUGACAACAACCUUCGGAAAUUGUCGAGACUCCAACAAAAACUGGAAAUUCUUUUAAGCAGAAGAGAAGAAAGAAAUAACCAAACCAACCAGAUUGAUAAUAAUGGCCCAUCUCUUGCAAACAGAACCAACUGGUUUCAAAGGUUCUUAGCAAGACAAGAUCUUCACCUUCGAAGAAAGAAACGACAAUCCAGUUCUUACCGAACUUAUUCGUCCUCAUGGAUAAAUUACAAUCCUUUUAAUGGAAGCCAAACAACCCUUAAUAAGUUUUUCGCAACUCUUAACGACAACAGCGUCGCAAGGAAUUUUACGAAUAAAACUCACUGGUUGGAAUAUAUGAGGAACAGAACUAAUGCACAGCAAAUGUUGGGUUCUCCCAUAAUGUUGCAACCCAUUGGUGAAACAGAAGGCAACGGAAGCCUAGAAAGAAACACUUUUCCGGAAGUUCCCCCUUUGUUUUUUCCUUCCCAACAAAGACGACCACUGCCAGUAGAAGAAACUACUGUAUUUUCAGCCACUGUAACAGACGGGAGUGGAACUCAUCACUUUACGUCUAAGCAAGAUUAUCACGACUACCUUCGCAACAACGGGUGGCAACAAUCAGCAAUGAGAAUUAAAAACACGAGAAGACACAGAAUCCAUGGAUGGCCAUAUUUUAUACCAUUCAGUGAAACCAUGGGUCAGUCUCAAUCAUCAUAUUCCCAACAACAACAAACCAUGUAUCCAGCUUUCCCAUCUUUCCCAGCUAUCCCAUCUUUCCCCCUAAACCCACUACCAACCCCCCCUACAUACAAACCACCACAAGUUCAGCCAAUUCCUGACCCGCCUGUAGCGCCUGUUCAAGUACAACCUGCUCCUAUAUUCCAACCUUGGAGAGAUGUAACCAGAAAAGAACGCAACAGAAACAAAUUCUUCCCGACAUACUUCUACCCACCAGUGUUGCCAGACCAAAUAUUGCCCAACCCAGUGUUGCCAGACCCAGUGUUGCCAGACCCAGUGUUGCCAAACCCAGUGUUGCCAGACCCAGUGUUGCCAGAAUAUCAACAUGUUUACAGCAGUUUCCAUGCCCAACCAAUAAGAUAUCAAUUUCCCUCAUUUACUGCUUUCCCAACAUUGCCCAACAAACCAUAUUGGAUGAGCAGAAUGGGAAGAAGACAUAGAAGAGCAUCUUCGCUGAUAGAUAAAUGCCUUGAUAUUUUAUGGAGGACACGUACCUGCAACCGCUAUAUACACCAAGAUUGUACAGCAGUGAGGGAAAACAUGCAAAAUUACAAGAAAAAAUUGUUUUUACUUCUGCGUCUUGAUACAACAUUAAAGAAAAUUGAAAAUGCAAUGAUAGGAAUCAAAUCUCAGUUUAAUUGGAUCAAUCGUGUCAAUGUUGAUGUCCCUGUUGUGGAAUUGACAUAUCUUGCAUUGCAACCUGGUCGAUACGCCGCCAGCUUCAGAUUGUUUGGAGACCGGAUUUAUCCUCAGGAAACAGACCAAUUCAGUUCAUUGUUAACAGAUGUAGGAAGCGACGCAUUCAAUCUUUACAAAUACUCAAUUUAAAGUUAGGAUCUUUUUGAGUUUGUGCUGCACCAAACACUUAAAGUGUUCAAUAACUAAACUGAACUAAACUUUAAGAACCACAGCUCUUUUGAAGUAUGAAAAUAGAAAUAUAUAAUUCUGUAAAUAGUUACCACCAAAUAGAGUUAGAAAAUUGAAACCUGGACCAUCUUUCCUCAAACUAUUAUAUCUUCCAAUUUAUGAAAUUACAUGGCACUAAAUGCUGUGGUAUCCUAAAAUUUCCAUAGCAAAUGCCACCGGCCUGUACCAUGUAAAUAAGUUGUGUCAAACCAAGGGCUAAUUUGUGACAAUUGCUAUUUCUCCAGGUCUGUAUUUCUACUUUAAGUUAAACCUUUCAGGAACUUUGUGUUUUUUGAAGCAUGCUUUGAACGUUUUAAUGAAAUCUGUAUAUAUGUACACAAAUACACAACAAUGCCGCAUGCGUGUUGGAUCACUGAAGUUAUUGCUGGUUAUUAUUAAUUGCUUGCCGAUAACAUUUUGCACUGUUAGUAUUUUAAGUGAAAAUAUGCACAAAACUGGAUUUAAUGAUGUAAACCUAUUUGAUAUACCACGUUUGCUGUUUAAAUUACAUUCAAUAUGCAUAGGCACUGGAAAAUAUAACGGUAAGCCUACAUUUUAAUGCAGCACAGUGUGUUGUUAUGCAUAGUGUAUUGGCCACAUA